GCUGAGAUGGGUCUGGGUCACCUCUCUCAGAGCUGCUAAAGGGAACCUCUGCAAGCUCCUUCUUAGGGUCUUUCAAAGAGACAUGGCACAAACUGGACUUAGGAUUUUUCUCCUCAUAAGCUUACUACUGCUGGAUCAGACCUUGAGCCAGGCUUCCAAACUCAAAGCCAGGAAGCACAGCAAACGCAGAGUGAAAGAAAAAGAUGACCUGAAGACCCAGAUUGACAAACUGUGGCGAGAAGUAAAUGCUCUGAAGGAAAUACAAGCACUCCAGACAGUGUGUCUUCGUGGGACCAAGGCCCACAAGAAGUGCUACCUCAUGUCAGAAGGCACCAAACAUUUCCAUGAAGCCAAUGAAGACUGCAUAACCAAGGGGGGGACGUUGGCUAUCCCCAGGAAUAACGAGGAAACAAACAUCCUUCGAGAUUACGGCAAGAAAAGCGCGCCCAGCGCGUCCGAGUUCUGGCUGGGUGUCACUGACAUGGUGCACGAAGGGAGGUUUGUUGAUGUCAAUGGCAUGGCUCUGCACUACUUCAACUGGGACCGUGCCCAGCCCAACGGAGGCAAGAGGGAGAACUGUGUCUUUUUGUCUCAGCCAUCCCAAGGCAAGUGGGUGGAUGAAGUCUGCCGCACUGCCAAGAGAUACGUUUGUGAAUUCCUGAUCCCAUAAUUACAUCCACAAAGGACCAUGUUUUGGGUUAUCAACACACACUCUUGCUUAGCAACCCCUCCCACUUAGAGAGUGAUGAGUUCAAACUAUCCCUCUCCUGCUUUGAACUCACUCUUUCCUGAAACACAAAUUUUCUCUCUUAAUUUAUUUUCUAUUCAUAUGCUAAAAAGGUUUAGUGAGUACUCUCAUUAUGCACAGGGAUAUAUAUUAUGUUUUCGCCUGCAUUGUAUCAUAUUUUUGCAUAUUACUUCUGCUUGAUGUUCGGGUCACUGGAUUACACUUCUGUACUUUAAUUAGAAAAUACUGCUGCAUGGUAAUCCUUUCCAGUAUGAGCAGUAAGGAUCCUCUGUGUUCUAAAGUUUACGAGGGACAUUGGGAUUAUGUGAGCUCCUGUGAAAAACAGCCAUCAUCCUUUACAGAAUCUAAUUGAAUUAAUUUGUGGCCAAGAGUUUUUACCUAUGGGUUAAGAAUGCUAAACAAAACAGAAAAAUCAGGUGUUAGUUAUUUAACUACAUGCAAUCUGCAGUGAUACACUGCUAGAAAAAGGGGGAGCAGCUGUUUUAAAACAUCAGUAAGUCUAGACAUGCUUGCCUCUAAAUGUCUCAAUUAUGGUUAAAUAUUAGAUGUCAUUUGGAACAUUCCCACAGAAGAAAGCAGCCUGGGACUGGAUCCCACUCUGCUGUGUGCAGCCUUGCUAUGCCUGGUCUCCUGCAGGCUCAGACAGCCUCUGCCAUUCACAGGGAGCUCCUGAAAUCUCGGGGAGGAGACAGGAGCUCCUUUCUGGCCCAGCAUUCCCACUCACCCACCGCUCCCAUGGGAAGGGCAGCACUGCCCAGGGGAACAGGAGAGUGGGCCAGACCACAUGCAAAUGUUCCAAUUUAACACCUGACAUGUCAAAAUGAAGUAAAACAUGCUGGCUGCUUUUGGCUGUUCUGGACCUCACAACAGAGAUUUGCUUUCAUGUCAUAAAUAGCAGUUUCUCUCAUUUUAUUUAAAUAUUUAAAUACAUCGCUGCUUGGAGGAUAAAUCAUAUUUCUUAUGUAUUAAAUAUGCAAGAUUUUAGAUGAUGCAAUAAAUUUGCUAUUACCAGUAUUUAACUGUUGUAGUAUUUUUGGCAGCUUAUGCACCCAUGUGAAGGCCAUUCUUUCCUAGAACUUUCCCUAAGGAUUCAAAAAGGGUACUUUUUUUCCACUACUGUAUUUACAGGUCACAGGACAAAAUUUGGAUCCCUGCUGUAUAAGAUCAAACUACUCAAGGUAUCUCCAAUGUGUUGUAUUUAAACAAAUUUUCCAACACUUAAUGUAUUUCUAAAAUAGCCUGAUUCUGAAAUCUCUCAUUUACUCCUGAGUUGAAAUAUAGCAGAAAAAAGGGCCCAAAUAUAUCCCAUCUUCUUUCAAAAUGUACCAGCAUUUGCUAAAGUUGGGGUAAACAUUUUUGUUACCUAUAUUUGUGCAUGAUUUAAAGUCUGUAUGGCUUCUUAACCUCUGAUUUGUCUGAAAUAAUAAUGUUUCAGCAUAUCUCUACAGCUACAGCCAAACUAAGAAUUCACCACAAAUUCCACACCCUGUUGAACUGGAACUGGACUACAUUUUCAUAGGCUGUUUUGCUGGGGUACCCAUUAUAAAGAACGUGAGCCCGUUCAUGUAGGUUCCCUAUAAGGUGUAAAAUUACCAUAUAAAAAUCUCAUUGUUAAAAAAUUCUUUCUGGAUGAUCCUCUAAAAAGACAUUUAUCAUCUUGAGACUGACAAUAAA
Molecule: messenger RNA, 2422 nt
Organism: Oenanthe melanoleuca
Lineage: Eukaryota; Metazoa; Chordata; Aves; Passeriformes; Muscicapidae
Gene: CLEC3A
Product: C-type lectin domain family 3 member A
Exons: 3
Coding region: 83-670 (195 amino acids)
Source: RefSeq, a predicted model, not a curated record